Molecule: messenger RNA, 869 nt
Organism: Helianthus annuus (common sunflower)
Lineage: Eukaryota; Viridiplantae; Streptophyta; Magnoliopsida; Asterales; Asteraceae
Product: mitochondrial import inner membrane translocase subunit TIM22-4
Exons: 4
Coding region: 141-665 (174 amino acids)
Biological process (GO): protein insertion into mitochondrial inner membrane
Cellular component (GO): TIM22 mitochondrial import inner membrane insertion complex
Molecular function (GO): transmembrane protein transporter activity
Source: RefSeq, a predicted model, not a curated record
CCGAAUGUUUAUGUUGUAUUUCUGUUUCUUCACUGAAAAGAAAAAAAGACAGCAAAAAAAGGAAACCCUCCUCCCUCCUUCCAAAACCCCUCACCCAUUAUUCUCCUCUGCGCACCACCAUCACUUGUGAUUUCCAAACCAUGACCGAAGAUUCGUCCAAUACUUCUGCUGCUACUGCUCCUGCAAACAACACUAAUGAAGCAGAGAAGACUAGUGCAAUAGAACCCAUUCGGUUGCCUACAAUCGAAGAGGUGCGAGGCCAAGACAUUUGGAACAACUGUGCUGUUCGCAGCGUUGCCAGCGGAAUCAUGGGGGGUGGGCUUGGUCUAGCCAUGGGGUUGUUUCUUGGUGCGUUGGAUAAUCCAAUACAACAGGAUACGAUGACUGGUCGCCAGCUGUUUGUUUAUACCGCAAAGCAGAUGGGUGGUCGGAGUUGGAAUUCCUGCAAGGCGUUUGCUGUUAUGGGAUUAGUUUUCUCAGCUGCUGAAUGUGUUGUUGAAAAGGCUCGAGCAAAACAUGACAUUACAAACACAGCGAUAGCAGGGUGUGUGACCGGGGGUGCAAUUUCUGCAAAAACUGGCGGUCCAAAGGGAGCAUGCUUUGGUUGUGCGGGAUUUGCUGCUUUUUCUGUGGUGAUCGAGAAGUUUUUGGAUAGACACGAAUGAGAAGACAUGAAUUUUUGCAGAUAAAAAUAAUUUAGUUAUCCUGAUAAUGUGAAACAUGAAUGCGAAAACAGGAUUACUUUAUUUAAAUUUGUUUUCUUCUAUAGCCAUAGGCUCAAGUUCAUUGACUUGUUGGUUUUGUAUCAUCAGCAAACCCUCUUCAUUUUUCUGCCUUUAAUGAUUAAUAUUAUAGAACAGAUAUAAUCA